Lotus japonicus is the source of this 1882-nucleotide messenger RNA. Its product is annotated as cyclic dof factor 2-like. The coding region runs from base 157 to 1506 and encodes 449 amino acids. The record is from RefSeq and is a predicted model, not a curated record. The transcript has 2 exons. Gene Ontology annotation, molecular function: DNA binding; DNA-binding transcription factor activity. Lineage: Eukaryota; Viridiplantae; Streptophyta; Magnoliopsida; Fabales; Fabaceae. Gene Ontology annotation, biological process: regulation of DNA-templated transcription.
UGAAAUGUAAAAGGGAGAUUUGAAAGUGUAUGUUUAUUCUUUUUUAGGCAAGUAAACAGUUUGUUUCCCAUGGUUUUGGGUUUUGUUGUUGCACCAUCUAGCAUCACUUUUCGGCUCCUGUCUAUCCCAUGUAACUGUCCAGGUUCCAGUUGAGGCAUGUUCCAGGUUACAGAUCCCUCUAUCAAGCUUUUUGGAAGCGAUAUUCACAUCCAAACUCCUAUUAACUCAGCACAUAUUGCAGAUUCAAAUUCUCCCACUCAGAUUCAGCCUCUGCCUCAACCCAUCACCAUGAACGGAAUUGAAAAAUCAACUAGUGCUGAAGAGAAUAUUCCAAUGGACGAAGCAUGUACCAAAGUAGUUCAUAGGACUAAUGAACACAGAACUGAUACAAGAGAUUUUGAUCAAGAAAAAGUUCUCAAGAAGCCAGACAAGGUCCUGCCAUGUCCUCGCUGCAAUAGUUUGGAAACGAAGUUUUGCUACUUCAACAAUUACAAUGUCAACCAACCUCGGCAUUUCUGCAAAAACUGCCAGAGAUAUUGGACAGCUGGGGGAACAAUUCGAAACGUUCCUGUAGGAGCCGGUAAGCGCAAAAACAAGCACUCACAUUUGCAUUAUUAUCAGGUUGCUGUGACUCCUGAUGAUGCAGUACAUGGCAUGCACACAGAUCCAAACCCUGCUAGUAGUGAUAUGCAUCUCUUGCCUGUUACUUCAAGACCUUUUAAAGAAGCUCCUCUUAGUGAAUCCCUUGAAACUAUGUUAAAUCUCAAGGGCCACACAAAAAUUGAAGUGGAUUCUUCUACUGUCAAAGAUGAUUGUGAGGUCCCUUCUAGCUCUUCUGUGAGAUCUGUUGAAUCCAUGGAGAAAGAAUGCUCAGAAAAUGGGAUCGAGCAAGUUGGUUUAAUUCCUUUACAUCCACUUCAUUAUUAUCCUGUUCCUCCAUGGGCUUAUCAAUGGAAUCCCUGUUGGAAUGCAAUGGCUUUUAGGCCUAGUAGCAUAGCUUCCAGUUACAUGAGUUCAGCAACCAUGAUAGCAAUUCCUGGCUUCUCCACACCAACAGUAGAAUUACCAGUAUCUCCUUCUUCAUACUGGGGUUGCAUGCCAAGCUGGGCUGAACAAAAGGACGAGUCUUCAUUGGUUGGAUCUACAUUCAGUGGCAUUCCAUCACCUUCAUCUUCAGUUAGCAACAGUACUUGUUCUGGCAAUAGGUCCCCAACCUUGGGAAAACAUUCUAGAGAUGGAAGUACUGCAGCAGAAGACACAGUGAAUCAGAAUCUUUGGGUACCUAAGACUGUGAGAAUUCAUGAUCCAGAAGAGGCUGCAAAGAGUUCUAUAUGGACAACUUUGGCAACAAAGUCUAAACUGAACAAACCAAUUAUGAAAGGAAGUGUUUUCAAAUCAUUUGAACCUAUGUCAAAUGGAAGUUCUCAUGUUUUAGAGGAUAAUCAGAUUCUAAGGGCAAACCCUGCUGCUUUCUCCCGUUCUGAAUCUUUUCAGGAAAGCUUGUAAAGUUCUGUGUUUAUUCCAGCUUUAGGUUGAGUUCAGCUCAACCAUGUCAUAAAAGAGGAUUUCUGCUAGUCCUUUUCUGUCAUGGCUAAUUCUGUAUUAAGUCUUUAGAAGAUAGCCAUGAGAAGAACCUUGAAGUGUUUUUAAGCUAUUAUGUUCUCUGGUUAGUAAGAAUCCCAAUCUUGUGGCAAUAAGACUUGUGCCUUUGCACUUCAAGUUCGUUACCAUAAAGAAAGGGAGCCAUGGCAGUUCAUGAAAUUCUGACUGAGGUAGUUGUACUAAAGACUUGUGCCUUUAUUCUUUUUGUUCAUUAGUUGACUAAUUUCUUGUUUUUCUUCAUUAUAUGUUUCCUUUGAUCAAUAUCUAUAGUUUACCUUCA